AAAUAUUUAAUACAACCGCUGCCAAUACGUUCGCUUCAGUACACAUGGCUACCAGAGGGUUUGUCUCUUCGAUUUUUCUUCAACUCGCUCUGCAACUGCAGGCAACUUGACAACAAAAAUAACUGAACCCAUUCAUGAGCUUCCUUAUCGUUUAUUCACCAGCCGUACUAGAACUCAGCCACUGUUGAGAAGGGAAAGAAUGCAUCAAGCCUUCCGCUGCCCAGCUGAUAGCGGUCACGUGGAAUUGUUUUGACCACAGCUCAUUGCAUCUGCGUUGCCCGAGUACAACGGGGCCCGGGUUUCUGGGGUAUCAGGCUUCUGCUUAGUCACGUCUGUUUUUGCGGCUCAAACCCCCCCUGUAUCCGCUUGUGUUGACGAGGAAGCGUGACGGAUGCCUCUGAACAGCUGGUCCGAGCGAUAAAAUAAAACGGAACGUGGGUCCAUCUGUCGAUAAGCUCCACCCCCCAGUCAGCAGCUAUCGCAUUCGAAUACAAACUGGGCCACAUUACCGCUCUCAGACAGACACUAUCUAUGCGCUGGGCUGGGUUGCAUGCUGAGCUGAGGUUGUGAGGCAGUCGCUGGCUUGUGUAUCGCGUAGUAUCCACGCAGCACCCAUAGGAGUCGCGUGCAGGAUGAGCGUGGAGGCACCGGUUUGCCAACCGAUACGGACCCUGCAGGAACUGCUCGACUUCGAGAAGCUACCGGUGUUCUGGAAGAACUUGGUCGAACCGAUAGCACCGCGAUCGCGCUCGCGUAACCUCGGUGAGCACUACCAGGUACUCAACUUCGAACCGGGACCGAUCCCUACGGUACCGAACGAGUCGCGACCGCAGGUUCUGCUGUGCCACGACUUCAAGGGUAACUACCUCAACGACAAGUACAUCAACGGAGUGCAGGGCGAGGACCAGUGGGUUGACUAUCGCUUCUACAACUGGGCAGCGAUCGAUGUAUUUUGCUACUUCAGCCACAACUUUGUCACGAUACCCACGCUGCAGUGGCUGAACUGUGCGCACAAGAAUGGCGUCAAGGUGAUCGGCACGGUAAUCGUGGAACCGGGCAACGCGCAACUGCUGAAGGAUCUGGUCCAGUCGGAUGAGUUCAUGUUCCGUGUGGUCGAGGCCCUGGUGCAGGUAGCUCGCGCUUGCCAGUUCCAUGGUUGGCUGCUCAACGUCGAGUGCCCGUUGGAGACGUCCAAGGUGCAGCGGCUGUGUGACUUUGUGCGGUUGCUGACGGAGCGGUGCCACCAGGAGAUACCGGACAGUAUGGUGAUCUGGUACGACGCGAUUACCAAGGAUGGCCAGCUGGCCUGGCAGAACGAGGUGAACGCCGCGAACCAGCAAUUCUUCGCGGCCUGCGACGGCAUCUUUCUUAACUACGCCUGGUCGCGGAAGCAUAUGGAGCGAACCGAUGCCUUCAUUCGCGACAACUAUCCCGAGCGGCGCCUGCAGGUGUACUUCGGCAUCGACGUGUUUGGGCGCAGCAAGAAAGCGAAGAUGAACACAGACGCGACGCUAGAGGAGGUAAUCAAUGCACCGUUCUCCGUUGCCCUGUUCGCGCCCGGCUGGACGUUCGAGUCACAAGAAUCGUACGCCGAGCGAGAGCGGCUCGAACCGGAUGUCCGGAACGUGCGUUUUCUGCAGACGAAUGAUCGGUUCUGGAACCUGCUCUGGCGCCAUCUGUACGUGCGAGGCCCGACCGAGCUGCCCCUGUACAGCUCGUUCUGUCUCGGUUCCGGCAAGUUCUACAACCGGCUCGGCAAAACCCAAUCCAAUCAGUGCUGGUUCAACCUGGCGAAACAGAGCUUCCAGCCAACCAUCCCCUACACACCACCGAUCGAGUUUGAGACGCGCACCGAUGCGCUAUCGCACUGGACGCAUCACUUCGACGGUGCGCUCGACGGUGGUUCGUGCCUCAAGCUACGCAACGACGAGCAGGACAAGCGACUGUUUGCGUGUGAUUUCGCCUGUACCACCGAUCUGAUCGUCAGCUACGCGCUCCGACGCAACAACCCGACCGACGUAGAUCUGGCGCUCAUACUGAAGGCGCACUGUGCGGAACGGGCCGACUGCCUGCGGAUCGUCUGUGCCGGGUCCGACUGCCACGUGGCCCGGCGAUCGAACGAGAUGCGUGCCAUACCACUGCGGACGGAGCAGACACUGCAGCUGCUCAAGCUGGGCGCGCAGCCCCAGCUUCCGCUCGCCGACACCAUCAACGGCUGGGAGAUCCGGUAUUACUAUCUCUCCUCGGAGUUGCUGCACGAUCCCUCGGGUGUUCGGAUCGUCGACAUCGGCAUUAAGCUAUCGAAGAGGGAAACGGCCCAACCGACCGACUAUGCCUUGCUUGGUGCCAUCCAUCUGCAGGCCGGCUUUCUGAACCAUCGCGAAGAGAUACCGGACCGAAGUAAGCUGCUGUUUAGCCCGGCAUAGAGUGCCGUAGAGUAAUGGAGUACCAACGGUGCCUAACAGCUGUUGCUGGCCAGCUGGAACGAUGUUUUCAUCAAAGUGAAACACCACAGCCCCCCCCCCCCCCCUCCCUCCCCCUCGCCAUCCUAUUCAGUAUGAACUUUAAUCCGAAUUCGGCUGCUGGGGUAGUCGUGCUGCAACUAAUUAGCGGCGGUUGUUGUAUCUUUUAUAGAACAAUUCCAUUUUAUGUUUUUUUUUUUAUUUUUAAAUAAAUCUGGAUCCGAUAUAAAUCAUCUACCGGCAGUACACAGAUGAUCGUCGUCCACG
This is a messenger RNA of Anopheles darlingi, 2729 nucleotides long. RefSeq names its product cytosolic endo-beta-N-acetylglucosaminidase (gene ENGase). Gene Ontology annotation, biological process: protein deglycosylation. NCBI's taxonomy places the organism in Eukaryota, Metazoa, Arthropoda, Insecta, Diptera, Culicidae. The transcript is spliced from 3 exons. Gene Ontology annotation, molecular function: mannosyl-glycoprotein endo-beta-N-acetylglucosaminidase activity. Gene Ontology annotation, cellular component: cytoplasm. The record is from RefSeq and is a predicted model, not a curated record. The coding region runs from base 633 to 2426 and encodes 597 amino acids.